CGCUAGUUGUUGCUUUGUUGUUUGACUCAAGCAAGUUUUGUCCUUGCUGUCCAUUCGUCAGAGCAAGAGUCAUCCUAACUUAGCCGAGCUCACCAUUUUUCGAUUUUCAGAGACAGGCCCACCAUCGCGUUCCCAAGAUAUGACUUCAAAAGCACGCUCAAAGUCUUUAAGUAACCUUCAUUCCCCUUCAAAUCUCUUUCCGCUGGGACAAGCACCUCUUGUCUACCUCCCCGACGAAAGUCGCCUAGCGAACAAAAGGCUCAAAGAGGUCAAGCCCCUCUUCUCCCUUCCCAAACUUCAAGAACAUUCGUCAACUCAAGACAGGCUGCUGCUAGGUUUGAGCCCUGAGGUACAGCAGCGUAGAUCACAAGACCACUCCCAGGUUUCUGUGUCAAGCCCUUUUGGGAUACUGGAAGAUGAGCCGCUCAUAGUGCGGAACGAAUCUGAAGUACACCUAAAAUACAAUGGUGAUGCUGUCGAUCAAGAGACAUUAUGGGAAAAAGUCUCUCCAGAACAUACAAUGAAGCUAGCUGGAUCUUCCCCAUUGCGAACUUGGGAUCUGGAUAGUGGAAACAAUGCGUCGGUAUCCAAGUCAUCUUUUCUAUCGGAAAGAUCACCACACGAUUUCGAUUCCGUGAUCUUAUCUCUGGAAUCUUCCAGUUUGUUGAAUAGCCCAGUAACCCUCCCACAAGCCGCCACCUUUGAAUCAAAACCGCUACUAGAGCUCCUCUUGAGAGCCACUUUAGGCACAGUCACAACCGGCGAAUUGAUGUGGGACAAGAAACUCUCAGCUUUUGUAUUGGGUGAAAGAAGUGAACGAGUAUUGGGUCUAGAGAGGGAGACGCUUUCUGGGUUCAAAACAAACUUUUUGACCAUUGGAACCUCUGUGAGGAGACUAGAACUCAUCAUCGACAGCCAGAGUAAUCUUCCUCUCACUUCAACACAUCAUGCGCUUUUCCACGCUUUAGGAACUUAUCUCACGUAUAUCAAGGAUCGUCUUGCGUGUGCCGCGACUGAAUGUCAUGAGCAAGGGCCGUCAAGAUGGAAUAGUUGGAUGUUGGCGACUCGCCAUGUGAAGCAACUUGCUGAGACCUUAUGUGGUGUCGUGCGUUGGCCAACAAGUUCUCCCGACGCCCAUGCUCUCCCAUCGCGUGCUUCCGCAUUACUCACGCACUUGCAUGGUCAAUUCUUGGCCAUCUUAUCAACUUCUCCGAGCCAGCAUCACCCUUCUGCAAUCGCCUUAGCUUAUCUUCUAAGUCAAGCUUCUGCUCCUUUUCUGAACCUCCUUCAAUCAUGGUUGGGUUUUCCGGGGACUGAUGAUGAAGAUCAAAGUCCAGGUUCGCAACCAUGGACUGAUUUAGGAAUCUCGAGGAAAUUAGUCGGCGACGCUUGGAAGUAUGAGUUUUCGGCUGGGAGGAUGCCCGGAUUUGUUCCCAAGGAAGCCCGGAGGAUUUUAUACGAGGCAGGCAAAGGUCUGAGGACACUAAAAGUAGCCACAAAUGGGCUUCAUCCUUUAUGCAACAUCAGGCAGGCUAUUGACAUUAGAUGGAUUUGGGGAGACUCCGAAAAAAGCGAGUUAAGAAAUCACCUUCGCCAUAUUCAAAGACAAGUCGAUCAUUGGCAUCGACAUCAAUUGUCCCGAUCAUCGUCGAACAGACUAACGCAAAUACCCUCUCAAAAAGAAGAUGAAACGGAUUACAUGGAGUCCAACGAGCGCAAUACACCUCGGCAUGAGGAGUACGCUUUAUAUCCAAGACCUGAAUCUGAUAUUGGCGAUUUAUGGUCUUUAUUUAAUCAGCCACCUGGCUCUCAAUUAUCAUUAUCUCAUCCACACCAUUCCCAUUCAGAAUUCCCACUUUGGGGCCCGACUCCACUCACAUACCUUCACGAGUUUAUAUCUCGGCAUUCUUCUCCCAAUCACCCGCUUCUCCCCCCUUCUUGCCCAACACUGUCAAUCUUCAUUUCCAAUCAGAUCCUUGAUCCCUUGCUUGCUCACGCAACCCUCAUAUCUACCUCCUUAGUCUCUCUGUACCUCCAUGACUUACGAUUCCUCGACCAUUUGGAUGUGCUGAGAGCCUUCUGGCUAGCCGGAGAUGUAGGUUUUACGGAGCGCGUCAGCAGCGCUUUGUUUGGCAAGGACAGUGCAGGUGCCGGUGAAGCUGUGGGGCUCGGUAAAAGAGCUCGGAUCAGGGCGCGGUUAGGUCUCGGUGAAGAUGAUGACAAACAGGACCGGGAUAGUGACUGGGGAAUAGGACUAGGCAUUGGAUUGAGCGAAAGAAGUCGGUGGCCUCCGGGAGGUGCAGAGCUUGCGUAUGCCUUGAGAACAACUCUCCUGAACCAUGAAGAUAACGAUAGGAAAAAAUCGACGGGGUCAGUAUGGCAAGACGUAGGAGACCGCGUCUCAUUUGCCGUACGAGAAUUACCAGAGGAAGAAAACAGCGGGAAAAGGGCAAGAUGGCUGAACCCACAAGCAAUUGAAGCACUCGAUUUCUUAUAUCUUUCAUAUUCACCUCCGGUAGCCAUUACAGACAUUUUGCCCCAUCAGCUCAUGGAGAAGUAUCAAACGAUCCACAAUCUUAUCCUAAGGCUUUCGCGAGUUGACCUCGUUCUCCGUACGAUGUACUGGGACGUGAUACAUCAAUUCGAACUUUUCAACGAGCCUCACAAGAUUGGCGUAGACUUGAGACCAUCCUCGGGAUUGCCUUGUUAUCGACUGCAAGAGAGAUCUACGCACUCGCUCUUCCCCAAAGGAUCAAUUGCUCAAAGGCGUUUGCAGAUACUGCGAUUCAGGAUGACCCAUUUCGUCAACGUAUUCGGAAGAUACGUGUUGGAUAUUGCAAUAGGAAGCAACUGGGAUGCAAUGAAAAGAAGGCUAGAGAGGCUGCGGAAGGAUUGUACAGGAAAGGCACAUAAUCGACAAGGGACGUCUGAGGAGGAAUCGGAUGAAGCAUGGGUGGAGAGUACUCUCCAUGAUGAGGAAAUCGACGAAAUUGCUCCAGGAGGUAUUCGUCGGCUCCAAUCCAUACACUCUAUUGUUCUGUAUCACAACAUGGUUCUGGACAAGAUCUGUCGCGCCUGUUUACUGGGGCCUCAAUCGGGCCAACAAGUAACCUUCAAGAUCCUUAUGGUGUUGUUUGGAUUGGUUUUGGACCUGGGGAAAACAGUGAAAGAGGUGGAGAGAGGUGUAAGGGGAUGGGAAGAUGGGGUAGAGAAAGUCGAUGAGAUCGAAAAGGAAUGGCAUGAGAAAGAAGCUACAUUUCUUCAUGCUUUGGAAAGGCUCUCACUUAGAUCUACGCAUCCCAAGACUAAUACUAUGGAGCGAGAUGGAAUCGAUCAGGACUUGCAGGUCCUUCAUAGCAGCGCACCGGAAACUGCAAAUGGCGGCCAUGGCAAUCCGGAGGGGCUGGCGGGCAAUGAUUUACGAGAACUCUGGCUGCGUCUGACAUUCAAAGAAGGGGGCGGAAUUGCGGUGCGGGGCAUUCGAAAGAACGAGGAUGACUAGUCCAAAAGGAUGAAUAUGAAAGGAGGAAUACGCAUGUUGCAAUAGUAACAGUAAUUAUGCUAACAGGUGGAACUGCGGUGAGACACACUGAUUGAUCGCCUCAAAUUGAAAUGAAGAACAUGUUGUUGUGCAUGAACGCGAGAACGAGGUACAGACGGAGUACGGUAUUGGCGGGCGUGCCACGUUAGUUCGAAUCAUAUGCACAAAGCAACGUAUGCGAAGUCGUCUUGCCGUCUACCAUAAUACUGCGAACAAUCAGUGUGAUGCAAAAUGAAAUCUCUGCACUCCUUCCAUGCU
Messenger RNA from Cryptococcus deneoformans JEC21, 3799 nucleotides. Its product is annotated as expressed protein. Gene Ontology annotation, biological process: spindle assembly; meiotic cell cycle; microtubule nucleation. NCBI's taxonomy places the organism in Eukaryota, Fungi, Basidiomycota, Tremellomycetes, Tremellales, Cryptococcaceae. The record is from RefSeq and is a predicted model, not a curated record. Gene Ontology annotation, cellular component: gamma-tubulin complex; equatorial microtubule organizing center; centrosome. Gene Ontology annotation, molecular function: gamma-tubulin binding; microtubule minus-end binding. Bases 140 to 3502 code for a protein of 1120 amino acids. The transcript has 10 exons.